AUCUUCUUUUUCUUCUUUUAAUUAUGAAUGAUAAUUUGGAGCGUCAAGGACUACUCGAAAAUGACCGCACUAGUGAAGAUAGCGUGGGUCUAACCCUACCUAAACCAGCCGACGACGAAUGGACUCGACUGAAGAAUCUCAUGAGACCAUUGUCAGCAGUGAUUUACAUGAGUAUUCUAGUAGGAUUGAAUGACGGAAAUCUUGGAAUGGUCAUUCCCCAAUUCAAAAAAUUCUAUAAUAUUCCGGACGAAGCAGUCGCUACUCUUUUCUUGUACUGCUCCGGAGGAUUUCUAUUGAGCGCAUCAGUUAAUGGAUAUUUGGUCAAGACUAUUGGACAGCGUGCAACACUUUAUCUCGGAUCCGUUACUGUUCUGUUGGCAUAUGUAUUAAUUAUGCAAGGCUUUCCGUUCCAAUAUCUCGGAAUACUUAUGGUACUUCAAGGAGCAGGAGUUGCCCUGAUAGAUUCAGCCAUGAAUGUAAUUACAGCCAAUGUACCCUAUGCAACUGUCAUGCUUAAUGUUCUUCAUGCUGUCUAUGGCUUGGGUGCAAUGGUUAGUCCAAUUGUGGGUACAUGGAUUAUAGCACACGAUAUGUCAUGGAAAGGCAGUUACGUGUUCCUGAUAGGUGCAGCCAUCAUAAACCUGGUUCUGAUCACUGUCGGUUUCUACAAAGUACCAAUGGAAGAAGAAAAAACAGAAGACACAGAAGAAGGUCCGAUUAAAGAAGCUCUUUUGCACAAGAUGACAUUAACAGGUGCAUUCUACAUUCUCAUUUACGUUGGACUCGAGGUUACUUUGGGCAGCUGGGGAUACAUUUUCUUGACCGAAGGAAGAGGUGGAAACCCUGUACCGAUGGGGCAUGUUAUGUCCGGCUAUUGGCUUGGCUUGGCUACCGGGAGAAUUGUCCUUGGUUACAUUGCCAGCAAAUACGGAGAGAAGUACAUCAUUACUCUCUCCACCAUUCUGACCGCUGUUCUAUUGGUUGUGCUUGGUUACUUUAAAGACAUUGCCUUGGAUGCUACUGUCUUGAUUAUUAUUGGAUUUUUGCUCGGACCAAUGUUUCCCACUACGAUCGCUUUAGCUUCCAAGGUGUUACCAAGAUGGAUGCAUGCUUCCGCUAUUGGUUUUAUGGCAAGCCUUGGUGCUGGCGGUGCUGCAUUCUUCCCCUUUAUUACUGGUCAAAUAUCUGGGUCGUACGGAAUUCUUUCGCUGCCUUUGACGUGCCUCGCAAUGGCCUUUGUGAUGCAAUUUCUUUGGGUGUUUGUACCCUCCGAUCGGCCAAUGUUUCCUUGUCUUCAAAGGCCACAUGAUACCUAGAAAUGUCAUGGAUACACAAAUAAGAAAACUCUCUCAAGUGAACAAGUCAUUCAUUAUUC
Molecule: messenger RNA, 1375 nt
Organism: Phycomyces blakesleeanus NRRL 1555(-)
Lineage: Eukaryota; Fungi; Mucoromycota; Mucoromycetes; Mucorales; Phycomycetaceae
Exons: 4
Coding region: 24-1316 (430 amino acids)
Biological process (GO): transmembrane transport
Cellular component (GO): membrane
Molecular function (GO): transmembrane transporter activity
Source: RefSeq, a predicted model, not a curated record